This is a messenger RNA of Drosophila suzukii, 501 nucleotides long. RefSeq names its product merozoite surface protein CMZ-8-like. The record is from RefSeq and is a predicted model, not a curated record. NCBI's taxonomy places the organism in Eukaryota, Metazoa, Arthropoda, Insecta, Diptera, Drosophilidae.
AUGUGCUCCAAAUUCGUCAUCUCCUUUGGCCUAUUGGCCCUUGCUGCGACUGCCUACGCCCAAGGAACCGCUCCAGCCACACCACCAGCCACACCACCAGCCUCGCCCACCACGCCGCCCGCCGCGCCCGCCACGCCGCCCGCAUCACCCACCACGCCUCCCGCCUCGCCCACCACGCCGCCCGCCUCGCCAGCCACUCCGCCCGCCACGCCGCCCGCAUCGCCAGCCACGCCGCCCGCCUCCCCAGCCUCGCCGGCCUCGCCCGCUACUCCGACUUCGCCCACCACUCCCAGUGACAGUAGCUCCAGCACCGACGACGAGAUAAACAGGUUGAAUCGCCGGGUAAACAGGAUUAACAGACAGGUGAGGGAUUUGAGGCAAGAGGAGCGGCGGAACCGCCAAGAGUUUCGCCGGGAGAUUCGCGAGGUUAGGCGCGAAACAGGACGUCGUCAAAGGCGACCAGUCCAGCGCGUUGUUCGUCGUCGCCGGGGUCGAUUCUAA